CAAAACCCGCUGCUCACUCAAAUUAUCCCGUUGCCUUCGCAACCGGGCAAUAAUGUAAACAAACAAACCGUCAGAUCCAGUUCUUAUGCUCCCGCUCGACACCUUCCGCUAUCCCAACCCAGGCCUGUGAUCAACAACUCAACAACUACGAAUCGCUGCGUGUAUCUGUUAUAUUCAGCACAGACGCAACAGCUGGCACCAAAACCACACUCUCCUUUUUUGGUUUGGUCUAUUGUCUUCGCAGUCAUUCAACAAUAUGGCCGACUCUUCAGCCUUCCCAACAGUGCCCUGCACCCCCAUGGCUACAGUCUCUCGCAUACCUCAGAGGCAGGUUAAUGCCGCUCCCACAUCCCCUCUUUCCGGAAAACUACGAGGAGGCAAUUCUACGAAUCCCUUGGGUGAUCUUCCCCUAGGCACUAUGAACCGCGGUGCUCCUAAAAUGCAACAAUACCAGGCCAUGCCCAAGAAACCGGCAGCUACUCGCGGCGUCAGCACUACCAUCGCGAGCACUCGUGCUUUAGAUGUCAACGACAAAAGGGGUGUUUCCAACAACACGAAGCUUGCAGCCGGGCUGUCUCGAAAAUCCUCAACUUCGAGCUCGGUUUCGGGCACCACCACUUUCAAUGGCGGACAUACCAUUCGAUCCAAAUCUGCUACCUCCAUGAGGCCAAGACAGCUUGGAUCUAGACCAGGAAGUGCGCAAGACGACGUCUCCUCUUCUCGGAUCAUGCCGGUUUCUGUAGAUGCAAUCAAUGCACCUUGGGAUGUCAAAGGCAGACUAGACGGAAUGGAGCGGAGCUACGACAUGCUUCUGACGAGACUCAACGAGACUAGCGAAGAACUUAACGCUAAAGUUGCGGCACUCGAGACCGAACGAAGAGGCUCGGAACUGCAGCUUCGACAAAUGGAAAUGGCAAACAUGGAACUUCAGCAAGAGCUGCGCAAAGCAAAAAGCGAUAUGGAUGACGAUCAGCGCCGGGCCCGCAUUGAAAUGGAAGAUCUCGAGCGGAAAUAUCGGAAUGAACUUGAUGAGCAACGCAGACUGGCGAGAAUAAAAGAGGAGGAUCUUCACCACGAGCAGCGAAUGAAGAGCGAAGAGCUAAAGACGACUUCCCAAAAGACACUAGAAGAACGCGAUGUGAUGCACUCUAAGGCUGUCGAGGCACUACAGGCUUCCUUUGAAUCAGAAAAGUCAGUUCUCCAGACUCAACUGGAAACGCAGGAGCAGCAGCUUCGCGAAAAAUACGAAGCCGAGGCCGUCUCGCUACGUGAGGAGCUACAGAUUCUUGCAACAAGGCUAGAGUCUGAACGCGCAACUGCCACGUUUGAAGUGUCGAAAAGAGAUGAGGAAUUGAAGACAACGCGUGCCUUGGUUGCUUCAACCGAGGAGCAACUUCAACGCCAGCAACAGAUAACCGGAGAUCUGGAAACAAGACUUCGCCAACAAGCUGAAAGCACACUCUCUAUGGAGACCACUAAGGCGUCUUUGUUUGCAAAAAUAAACGAGCUGGAAAACGUGGUCAUGAACAAGGACAGCAGAAUUCGCGACAUGGAGAAGCAACUUGCAGACGCGACAGAUGCAGCUGCCUUGGCCAAAGAGAAAUUGAUCAAGGAAGAGACCUUGCGUCGUGUAUUGCACAACCAAGUCCAGGAGCUGAGAGGAAACAUCCGAGUAUUCUGCCGAGUUAGACCGCCGUCCGCCAAGGAGAGUUUGGAUGUGGCAGAUAUUCACUAUCCUGAUAAGGACAGAGAAUGCUCGGCAAUCGAAUUGAUUGGACCAAGCAACGAAAGCGCUUUGGGAACAGCUAUGGGAACAGUCUCUACAAAGACGCACUCGUUUGGAUUUGAUCGGGUGUUCUCUCCUGCCGCUACCAAUGCUGACGUUUUUGAUGAGAUCUCACAGCUCGUUCAGAGCGCUCUCGAUGGAUACAACGUGUGUAUUUUCUGCUAUGGUCAGACCGGAUCUGGAAAGACAUUCACUAUGUCGUCUGACGAUGGUAUGAUUCGACGUGCUGUCGACCAGAUUUUCUCGACAGCCGAAGGCUUGCAGGAUAGAGGAUGGACUUACAAACUGGAGGGGCAAUUUCUCGAAAUUUAUAACGAGACAAUCUACGAUUUACUAGUCGAGUCCGACGAGUUUGAUAAGAAGAAACUGGACAUACGGCAAGAUAUCAAGGAGGGAAAGAUCUCAGUACCAGGACUCUCAUCGCUCCGUCUGCAGAGUCGGACUGAUGUUGCUGAUGUACUCAGAAGAGCGGCCAAGAAUCGAACCGUUGCAGCAACAAAAGCUAACGAGCGUUCAUCUCGUUCACACAGUGUUUUUAUUCUCUCGCUGCACGGCACAAAUGAGUCUACAGGAGAGGAGAGACAUGGCACGCUCAACCUCAUCGAUUUAGCUGGAUCUGAGCGACUGGCACAUUCACAGAGCAAAGACGAACGAUUACGUGAGACUGUGGCUAUAAACAAGAGUCUAAGUGCUCUGCGCGAAGUUAUAACCGCCAUCGGAACUAAGGACCGUACACAUAUUCCAUACCGAAACUCGAAGUUGACAUAUCUCCUUCAAUAUUCUCUCGGGGGAAACUCGAAGACCCUUAUGUUUGUCAACAUCUCUCCGGUCAAGCAGCACAUCCCCGAGACCGUGAAUUCACUCAGAUUUGCUACAGUAGUCAACAAUACCCAUAUCGGACCGGCAAAGAAGAAAUAGAUCGCUGCACAAGGCAACAACGGCGGAUGCGACUGACAGCUUUAUUUUUAGUUUGUGCUUUUGUUCAGAUGACCGAAUAUAUAUCAUUAAUGACUUUGAUGAACUG
This is a messenger RNA of Myxozyma melibiosi, 2810 nucleotides long. RefSeq names its product kinesin-LIKE protein. Gene Ontology annotation, molecular function: microtubule binding; microtubule motor activity; ATP binding. The record is from RefSeq and is a predicted model, not a curated record. Bases 257 to 2704 code for a protein of 815 amino acids. Gene Ontology annotation, cellular component: microtubule cytoskeleton. Gene Ontology annotation, biological process: microtubule-based movement. The transcript has 4 exons. NCBI's taxonomy places the organism in Eukaryota, Fungi, Ascomycota, Lipomycetes, Lipomycetales, Lipomycetaceae.